This is a messenger RNA of Seriola aureovittata, 4416 nucleotides long. RefSeq names its product protein phosphatase 2, regulatory subunit B, gamma a (gene ppp2r2ca). The transcript has 10 exons. Gene Ontology annotation, molecular function: protein phosphatase regulator activity; protein binding. Gene Ontology annotation, biological process: peptidyl-serine dephosphorylation. Gene Ontology annotation, cellular component: cytosol; protein phosphatase type 2A complex. NCBI's taxonomy places the organism in Eukaryota, Metazoa, Chordata, Actinopteri, Carangiformes, Carangidae. The record is from RefSeq and is a predicted model, not a curated record. The coding region runs from base 602 to 1963 and encodes 453 amino acids.
GGAGGCUGCCAUGACACAGUGGAUGCUGCACGGAAUCAGUUCCACAGCAUCAGCAGGCAGCGGACCUCCAUCCUCCUCAUUAUCCCUCUCUCGUUCUCUUUUUUCUCUUCCUUUGCCUCUCCUCCUCUCACCGCCACCCUUGCUCUCUCUUUUCUCUCCCUGUUCCUCUCCCUCCGACAGACACGUAAGCCUGUUCGAGCACACUGCAGCAGAGGACGUACACACACACCAGAGAAGAUAGCAGCACCAGCAGCAGCAGCCGUAGCAGCAGCAGCAGGAAGACUGCCUUUCCAUCUACUUCCCCCUGCCUCACAUCCUCUACCUCACCAAUUUCCUCUUUCAUAUCCUCCUGCAUCUGUUUUUUCCCUCUCGCUCCUUUUCCUUUUUCCUCAAACCCACUAUUUCUCCUCCCAUCUCCAUUCCAUCCCCUCUUCACGCCUCUUCUCCUUUUCCGGCCGGCUGGUUUCCCAGGAUGCCUUGUUCCAGGCUGCUCCGCUAGGCCCGAGCAGCAUGGGCGGAGCCUGGGUGGGGAGAGAGAGCACGGAUUGGACCCUUCCCCUCAGGACGGGCACGCUGGCGGGUCACCCUCCCUCAGCUUCAGAUGGGCGAGGACGCUGAGAGCCCCAAAAUCAACCACACCUUCCUGCGAGACUACGUCACUGAAGCUGAUGUCAUCUCUACGGUGGAGUUUAACCAGACGGGGGACCUGCUGGCCACGGGGGAUAAAGGUGGCCGAGUGGUCAUCUUCCAGAGAGAGACUGAGUCUAAAGGGGAGUCGGACGAGCCAGGGGAGACGGGAGACUCUGGGGAAUACAAUGUCUACAGCACGUUCCAGAGCCAUGAACCGGACUUUGACUACCUGAAGAGUCUCGAGAUUGAAGAGAAAAUUAACAAGAUCAGAUGGCUGCCACAGCAGAACGCUGCACAUUUCCUCCUCUCCACAAAUGAUAAGACCAUUAAACUGUGGAAGGUGAGUGAGAGAGACAAAAGACCAGAGGGAUACAACCUGAAAGAUGAGGAGGGACGGCUCAAGGACAUCUCUACCAUCACCUCUCUGCAGGUGCCAGUGCUGAAACCUACCGAUCUAAUGGUAGAAGUCCGUCCCAGACGAGUGUUCGCCAAUGGACAUACCUACCAUGUCAACUCUAUCUCAGUCAACAGUGACGGGGAGACGUACCUGUCUGCUGAUGACCUCCGCAUCAAUAUGUGGCACCUGGGCAUCACGGACCGCAGCUUCAAUAUUGUGGACAUCAAACCAGCCAACAUGGAGGAUCUGACGGAGGUGAUAACAGCAGCAGAGUUCCACCCUCACCACUGCCACUUGUUUGUGUACAGCAGCAGCAAGGGCACCCUGCGCCUCUGUGACAUGAGAGCCUCUGCACUCUGUGACAAACACACUAAAUUGUUUGAGGAACCCGAGGAUCCAGGGAGCCGGUCCUUCUUCUCAGAGAUCAUUUCCUCUGUGUCGGACGUCAAGUUCAGCCACAGCGGACGCUAUCUGCUGACCAGAGACUACCUCACCGCCAAGGUGUGGGACCUGAACAUGGACAAGGGCCCCGUGGAGACUUACCAGGUCCAUGAAUACCUAAGGAGUAAGCUGUGUUCCCUCUAUGAAAACGACUGCAUCUUUGACAAGUUUGAGUGUGUUUGGAACAGCUCAGACAGUGUGAUCAUGACAGGGGCGUACAACAGCUUCUUCCGGAUGUUUGACAGGGAGACGGGCAGAGGUGUAACCCUUGAGGCGUGGCGGGAAAGCAGCAAGCCUCGGGCUGUGCUGCGGACCCGGCGUGUCUAUACUGGUGGCAAGCGUCGCCGUGGAGACGUGGGCGUUGAUAGCCUGGACUUUACAAAGAAAAUACUGCACAUGGCUUGGCACCCGUCUGAGAAUAUCAUUGCCAUAGCAGCCACCAACAACCUGUACAUCUUCCAGGACCGUGUCAACCCUGAGACGCAGGCACAGUGACGGGGGGAUGGGAAUAUGGACAGCGGCAGACACAGUGCUUUUAUUGAAUUUGUCACAGAAACAUAAGCAGUGACUCAAGUAUAUCAGGAAGUCUUAGAGAAGGCAUGGGGAGUGGACAGCCUUUAUUAGAAGAUUAAGUCUAAGCCAAGCUGUCUCACAACAUACUGAGAUACAACAUCUGUUUGUGUUGAUAAAAGAUUCAUGAUAAAAUGACAAGACUGUUGAUUUAUUGGAUCCCCAGGGAAGGUGUAUAAUCUUUGUUUUUUUUUUUCAACACUGAGAUGAACUGAUGUCUCCAGGACAUGUUUUUGGUCCCACUCUAAUCCCACUUUUUGAAGAUGUUUGUGUAGCUGCCCCACUGUGGGGGCAGUAAAAGAGGUGCGGGGACACCUCUCCAUCUGUAAUGACUCAGUGCUGUUGACCACACAAUGUUGCACUCCUCACUCAUAUGCUCUGGUACUAUUCGACACUAUUGGAAGAAGGAAUGAUGCUACAGUCUUGUGAUGAUCUGACUGUGGAUUCCAAGUAACUUUGCAGGAUGGUGCAUCUAAAUCUAAAUUUAAGCAUUUUUCACAACUGUGAAACUGAAGAUUAGGAGUGGUGUUACUGUACAGCCCCUCACAACAUCCUGAACCUUUUUUUUUUUUUUUUUUCUAUCUAAUGACAACAGCAGCUGAACCUCUCCUUUAGAGCAGUGCUCUUGGAGAUUGCACGCAUAAUUGACCCAUAAUCUUUGCCCUAUUCACUUUGCAAUAACAGCACUAACAAAAACACAGUGCAGCAGUAUUCCUGCUUUAAAACACAAGCUUUUCUUCUACAGGUAACAUAAAUGUACACUCUCUUUUUACCGUUAGCUGUAAAUAUUCAAUGUUCUCUUUUUUCUUUUUUUUUAAUGCUGUAGUAAUUUUGGUCCCAGAGAGCUAAAAGGUGAAGAAUGCAUUUUUGUCUCAUACACUGAGAUCUCGUUUAUAGAAAAGUUGUGGAAUCUCAUUGACUCGAGCUUUUGCUUGUAGUAGUACAUACACGGUACAUACAUAGGUAUUGCUGGGUGUAGAAAGAGAUGUGCACAAACCAACACUUAUGUUUUGUUGUGUAUAUUAAGCCUGUGAUGGGUUUUGAUUGCUGUAUCAAAGUCUCCUUUUUCAUUGUCUAAAGUACAUACUUACAUGGUAAAUUAUUGCAAAUGAGGGAGACAGGGUGUUGAUGUUGAGCCCUCUCACAUAUGCUCAAAUUGAGGCUGAUUGGUGAUUAAAUCUAAAAUAGAUUAAAGUUGAAUUGCUGUUAAGUGUUAUGCUAAUAUAAAAUGAGCAAAAUGCUUAUUUUAUAAUACAUAAGCACAUUUCAGUGAGGGAUCUUACAAUCAGGAAAAAGUUGGAAUCGAAGCACAUUGUUCAUGAAGGAGGCCGCUGAUUCAGCGAAUGAUUCGAUGACAAAGGCCGUGUCCCGUGUGUUUGAAGGUCGGAGGUUCUCAUCAGUGCAAUAGCUCAUUAUCUUCAUUGCUGUCAUGUCUUUAACAUUGAAACAAUGUCAUGUGAAUUUAUCAUAUCACAGGUUCAUAAUGCCAUUAUACCAUUAUACCUCACAGUGCCACAUGCUACUCUGGGGCGCGACACUGAAAGCCCAGGAUGUACAGCAGUAAGGUGAUGUCUGUGUUGGACUGAAUUAUGUGACCUGUUCAAGAUUUGAUUGUUUACAGUGAAGUGCUUUGUUUUCAAGUGACCUUGGCCCUGAUGGGAUUAUUGUAAGUGGCGUCGACGUGUAGGCUACUGUAGCUGGUGGAGUAAAACUAGCAGUGCAGAAGUGGAAAGUGUCAAGUCCCUUUGCACUUUUUUUCAAAACCUGACAAGUACUCUGUGUGAUGGAUCAACAACAGUUCACUGUGUUAACCUUAAACCCCAAGAAAAGAAGGAAGCGUCUGUUCCACUCUUCUGCUUUCUCCUCACGUUUCACCUCUUUUCGUUUCAAAGCCACUGUUCACAGAUGUUUAUGUUGCAGCUUGUGAGCUAGGCUAAGGGGUUCUCUUAUAGACACCCCUACUACCUUUUGGUCUUCACUGUCCAUUGGUGUUUUUGAAUGCCGACACGAUGUUGCACUGAUUGGUUUAACGAAGUGUACAAAACACAACAAAAUCCAUGACGACUCACAAGAAAACGGUUUACAUAGUGACGGACCACCUAAAGGAUUAUACAAGUUCCAGGACUGUAGUCCUCUGAUGGUGAGCUGUAGUUUAGAACAAGUCAGUUAUAAUCGCAUCAUAACCACCACCACCACAUACAAGCAGUGAGAGGAUUUGUGUUCAGGAGCACAGCAGCAGCAGCAUGUUGCCAUUAUUCAAUGCUACUAGUGUGUAUAUCUAUCAUACUUUAAAAAAAGACAAAUCUAACAAUACAAAAAACAUAACUCAAAUGAGAUGAAUGAAAGGAAUGUGCAUUAAUAAAAUAACAGGAAAUCUG